Messenger RNA from Glycine soja, 2008 nucleotides. Its product is annotated as protein TRIGALACTOSYLDIACYLGLYCEROL 1, chloroplastic-like. Gene Ontology annotation, biological process: phospholipid transport. Lineage: Eukaryota; Viridiplantae; Streptophyta; Magnoliopsida; Fabales; Fabaceae. The record is from RefSeq and is a predicted model, not a curated record. The transcript has 5 exons. The coding region runs from base 725 to 1795 and encodes 356 amino acids. Gene Ontology annotation, cellular component: ATP-binding cassette (ABC) transporter complex.
AUUCCUUAGACUCUCUCUCUCUCACUGCAAUUGCAAAGCAACAACAUUCCUUUUCUCCACUUCGAAGCAACGCAACAUUCUCUCUUUGCGAGGUUGAAGUCGUCGUCUUUCGAUAUCCGGUGGUGCAUCCCUCUCUUCUUCAAUUCGUUUUGUGUUUGUGUCUCCAUUUGUUUCCUUCUUGAAUUACUAGAAUUCACCUUCAUAUAGUUCUAAUUUUAGUUUAUUGGUUUUUUUUUUUUGUUAAUUUAUUAAUUUCAUGCGGAAAAGCCUACUUCAUUUCUCAAUCGCGGAUCCGUACUCAGACUGGUUAAUCAAUGCUAGGGUUUAGCUUGUGAAUCUUUGACUUCUCUCUGGAUGAGUCGGAUAGUUAUUAUUAUUAUGUGAAAAAAGUGAACCUGAUUCCUUUCUGUUACUUCUAAACAUCAGCAAUUUUACUCUGAAUUGUUCAAAAGUAGGCUGCUAAUCAAGUACAUGUGCUAAGAGUUUGUAUUAGCUCAUCUAUAUCAUAUGAGCCCUAACUCUUUAGAUGACUUGGCAACGUUGUGUGGGAAAUAAAAGUUGAGAACUCAACACAACAAUUACCAGAACCAAAAUUGAGCGGGGCAGGAAAGGUUCAGGACUGUAACCAGUUCUUACUUACUAUAGGGGAGCACAAGGAAUCAUUCUAGUAGUGGGAUUGGAUGACUCCAAAUUCAAACAGAGUCUGUUAGUCAAGGAUCUCACCAUGCAAACGACAUUGUUUAGUCAUCCUCUAUUCUGUUUCUCUUGCAGAAACAUCAGUACAAAUGGGAAGACUAAGUGCUCUGUAAAAUUUCGUACAUCAUACCCCUCUCAACUGGAUCGGAAAUGUGAAUUCAAUGGGAUACCUCAUGUUUAUAAUUCUCCCAGCCCCAUAAAACCAAACAGAUUGUUUGUGCUUCAUAACACAGGUGACAGCCAUCUAUCUGCUUUUACGGUAGAUGAUGAAAUGAACACAAACCAUGCUCCAAAUGGCACAUCACCAACAUUUCUCAGCAACUGGUCACCUCCAAGGUACCUGUGGAGGGGGUUGUCAGUUUUAAUCCUGGCAGGGCAGGUGAUUGUCAAGACUCUAAAGGGAAAGAUUCAUUGGAGGAACACUCUUCAACAACUGGAGAGAGUUGGUCCUAAAUCAGUUGGAGUGUGUCUUUUAACUUCAGCUUUUGUGGGCAUGGCCUUCACGAUUCAAUUUGUAAGAGAGUUCACCAGGUUGGGAUUGAAUAGAUCGGUAGGUGGGGUUUUAGCUCUGGCUUUCUCAAGGGAGCUAAGUCCUGUGGUUACAGCAAUUGUGGUUGCAGGGCGCAUUGGAAGUGCUUUUGCAGCUGAGUUAGGAACUAUGCAGGUUUCUGAGCAAACUGAUACAUUAAGAGUUCUUGGUUCAGACCCUGUUGAUUAUCUGGUGACACCAAGAGUGUUAGCCACUUGUAUUGCGUUACCCCUUUUGACCCUGUUGUGUUUUACAUUAGGGAUGGCAUCUAGUGCCCUUCUUGCUGAUGGUGUUUAUGGGGUGAGCAUCAACAUUAUCUUGGAUUCAGCUCAGCGAGCUCUCAGAUCAUGGGAUAUUAUUAGUGCAAUGAUCAAGUCACAGGUUUUUGGUGCUAUCAUAUCUAUUGUGAGUUGUGCAUGGGGAGUAACAACUUUGGGAGGUGCUAAAGGUGUUGGAGAAUCAACAACGUCAGCUGUGGUUAUUUCUCUUGUCGGCGUGUUCAUUGCUGAUUUUGCUCUUUCUUAUGUUUUCUUCCAAGGAGCAGGAGAUCAGCUAAAGAAUUGCAUUUAAGCAACUAAUGUUGUCUCUGCAAUUUUGCUCAUAUGUACAAAGUGAAUGGUAUGAAUUUUCUAUAAGUGCUGUGAUAAAAUAUUUAGAAUUUGGAUCAGGUGCAUUGGUCUUGUUCUUUUCUAAGUUAUGGAUUGCAAGACUUAUUAUUUGUACCCAUUUUUGUAUGACUUGGUGUCCUUCAAACAUGGUAAAGGUGUUUAUUUUUCCUUCAAA